UUCUUUUUUUUUGUGUGUUACUUAUAAGAUAAAACUGAUAUCGAUGAACUUUUCUUUAAUAUCUAUUAUUAUGCACUAUAAUUUUUCGUGUAAUAAUCUUUAAACAAUUGGUAUUUAUCCUAGAUGGGAGCCUGUAUUUAAAAGUUUAGAACUUCCACGGUAAGAAAUGCACUCUCACAAUGAAGAGAUGCUGGAUGCUUACUGUUCUUUUAUAUACCACAAGCUUGCCCUACCACCGCUCAGAAAAAUCGUAACGAUUAAACAUGCGAACACGCUCGUUCGUUGACAACAGAUCCGUGCUUGAGGAUACAUUUUGCCUUUUAUAUUUCUAAUACAAUUCCUAAUAGAAAAAAAAUUUCCUGCAAGAAGGAAGAUUAUUUUUGUUAGAUGAUUUCACUCAACAUUCUAUAGGAGAAAAUAAAAUGACGAAUAAAACUGGAUACUUGGUUGAAGCAUUGAACUUGGGGGAAGUCCCUUUGUUCGAGUGAUUUUCAUUCAUCCGACGUAGUAACAAUACUUUUAUGUAUUCCACGUGCGUAUAAAUAUCGUUUAAAGAUAAUGCGAACGGUGCCGAUUUAAUUUACGCAAUUACUCAUAUCGUUUCCUCUAAUCUGGCAAACGAUCGGGAAAGACAUUCCAACUCUAUAAUUUGAAAUAACAAGCUAACAUUCCAUAUGCAAGUGCGUUACAUUUCGUAACACACCUGCAAUAUGGCUUUCUUUAGCACUCGGUAAUACUCCAGUUAUCAUAAUAAGACAGUGUGACCCAUAUAAUUUCAUUCAUAUGUCUUUACGAAAACAUAUAAUUCCCAUCCGUGGUUCCUAUCUUUCACAUGCACCAAUAAAAUUGAUAGCUCUUUUACAUUGAAAUAUCGUGUCAAGGACGAUCCAUAAAGAUUAUGUAUGUGUUCGCGUGUUACGGUUGAACGAUCGACGAGCUAAGCUUUUUUUUUUUUUCAUAUUUUUUGUUUGUUUUUUUACAAGUGCGUGUACAUGCGAAAUCAUUUUAUAUUACUCGCUUAAAAACUGUUCGCGAGCAGUAAAAGUUUCUUGUGAAUUUGAAGACCUUAAUAAAUAGUAACGGUUCGCAUCAUAAAGUAUCCAGACAGUUUAAAGUAAGCUAAUCCCGCUAAACUAGCACUAUCAUUUCCUAUUACCGUAAUAGCUGGUUUCCAGGGUACUAAACUAUUAAUAGCAUUUGGCAGAGAAAGUCUACUCUUACGUUUUAUCCGAAGCAGUUCACCGCAAUCCGAUUUUCUAUAAUUCGGUAACGAGUACGUAUCUUGGAAAUAUGUCUAUUUAUCGUAUGGAUCAUUAUUGAUUGUGAAAGAGUUAGCAAUGGUGAACCUCGACCGUUGAUAGAUAAGAAUAAUUGGUCAUGGUCAUCUUCCUAGGAUGAAAAGAAAAAAGAAACCUCUAUUAGAUAUGACAGGGUUAACAAUGACGAAUCUCGACCAUUGAUAACAAUAACUUUCACGGUCAUCUUUCUAGAAUGAAAAGAAAGAACUAUUAUUUUUUAUUAUUUCAAGAUAUAUUUCGUCGUCGAAAGGAACGUUCUCGAGAAUAUAUGAAUUAAAUGUAACAAAGAAAAUCCCUCCAUCGUGCAUGUGGAAAUUAUUUGUAUUCCGAAGGAAUAACUUUACACGAGUGAAUAUCAAGUGGUCGCUACGUUCUUUUGAUAAAACAACAUCUAUAUACUAUCAACAAGUAGGAAAAGAAAUAAAAACGAAAUGAACGGAAAAUUACUGGAAUUAUUUACGUGUUUCCAAAUACGAUAUUAGAAAACUUGAAAAUAAAACAAGGAAAUCGUUUAAAGGCUCUUAAGAUUUCAAACGUUCUUUAAUACGUUUCGUGGCACUGUGCCUGCUCAAAGAGCCAGGCAUAUCGUUGAAAAUCUAGCAGAGAAGCAGGGUCACGAGGAAUCGUCUAAAUAUUUUAGCGACUGGUUUCCUCGAAACCGCUUCUCAUAGUCAACAGCAAGGGUCAUCGAUGCCACGUGCGUCAGUUCCGUUCAGUUCGCGAUUGAGACGGUUUCUGCGCUUUCGUCUGCGGCGGGCGGCUUACUUUAACGAAUCACCGAUUCUUUUAAUGCGACGUCACUCUCUCUUGGAGUACCGCCAAAGGCAACUUUGAAACAAAAUAAGCGCGAUCGGAAGAGAACCGAUCAAUCGAUUUUUUAUGCUAAUUGUCAAACACAUGUUUUAAUGUGACGAUAAAAACUUUUGUUAUAUCGGAUCUGCAAAUCAGCCAUUAACGAUUCUCAUAUUGAUUUAUUUGUUUCUUUUUGUAAUAUUGCGCCUGGCUUCUUUGAAACGAAAUGAUGCCCAUUAACUGAGGGUAAUCAUUCAUAAAUACGAUUAUGUCCUAUAAUAGUGAUCAAGAUAGAUCGGAAGUUCCGCGUCGACCUAGCUUGUCAUGGAAAAUGCAACGUAGCCUUAAAAAAGUUAAAAAGAGCAUUCAAAGAAUAACCGAGAAUUUUCAGGACGAAGAAAAGCAGCAAACGUACGUCCUUCCAGAACGAUUGUCUUCUUUGAUCCACGGUACAGGAUUUUCAAAGGAAGAGAUACAAAGACUAUAUCGUGCUUUCAAACAGUAUUGUCCAAGAGGAAUCGUUACUACCAACGAUAUCAAGCCAGCCUAUGCGAAACUCUUUCCACUGGGUGAUUCUGCAAAAUAUGCACAAAUGGUAUUCAAUAAUUUUGAUAAAGAUAAGGACGGCAUUGUCACCUUUGGAGAUUUGCUUCUAGGAAUAGCGACGAUCGUAAAAGGAACUACCGAUGAAAAGCUUAGAUGGAUAUUUCAAUUUUAUGAUUUGAAUGGCGACGGUUGGAUCUCGAAACACGAGAUGAUCACCGCUAUCUUUGCAAUUUAUGAAAUGGUAAACAAUGAUCAAACUGUUUGGAGUAUGGUAAACAGGCACGUGGACAGACUUUUUGAAAAGAUGGAUACUGAUAAGGACGGAAUGAUAUCCACAGAGGAAUUCAUAGCCAGCUGCAAAAAUGACACUCUUAUUCAAAAUCAACUGACAGAAUUUAAUAAUUUUUGGUGGUAACAUAGACUGAAAACAAUGUCCAUAGUACCUAAAAUAUAUGCUCUAAUAUCCUUUAUAAAAUCAGUACAAAUAUUAUAUAUCCGACUGAUCCUUUUUUAAUAAAUUAUUUUGUAAAUAUGUAAUUUGAUCCCAUAAUAAAUAAAAAUAAUCAUAAAAUUUC
Molecule: messenger RNA, 3211 nt
Organism: Vespa velutina
Lineage: Eukaryota; Metazoa; Arthropoda; Insecta; Hymenoptera; Vespidae
Product: neurocalcin-delta B-like
Exons: 4
Coding region: 2359-3051 (230 amino acids)
Molecular function (GO): calcium ion binding
Source: RefSeq, a predicted model, not a curated record